Molecule: messenger RNA, 438 nt
Organism: Didymodactylos carnosus
Lineage: Eukaryota; Metazoa; Rotifera; Eurotatoria; Philodinida; Philodinidae
Source: the annotation of a GenBank genome assembly
AUGUAUGAUUCAUCUCAAAAAUAUAAUCUUGUUCCAAAACCUGUUCGACAACGUACAUGUGCCAAUAUAUCCGAUCAGAUUAAAAAUGCGGUUCAUAAGUUUUAUUUAAGAGACGAUGUUUCUUAUCAAUUACCUGGUAAACGUGAUACUGUUGUUGUUAAAAAUGAUGAUAACAUUAAAAUAACAUAUCAGAAAAGAAUACUUUUGAAUAAUUUACGUGAAAAUUUUGAAUUAUUUAUAGAAGAGAAUAAAGGAAUAAUUAUUUCUCGUUCAUUGUUUUCUGAUUUAAGACCUCCAUUUGUAGUUCCAAAAGCAGCGCUAGCUCAUAGAAUAUGUGUGUGGAUCUAUCAUGAAAAUGCUAAUCUAAUACUGAAAGCAAUUGAUAAAUUUGUUAAAGGAAAUGUUUGUUCAUCUUUACAACAAUUUACUGGGACUUAA